Lobosporangium transversale is the source of this 2665-nucleotide messenger RNA. RefSeq lists its product as hypothetical. The record is from RefSeq and is a predicted model, not a curated record. Bases 70 to 2592 code for a protein of 840 amino acids. NCBI's taxonomy places the organism in Eukaryota, Fungi, Mortierellomycota, Mortierellomycetes, Mortierellales, Mortierellaceae. The transcript has 2 exons.
CUGCACAUAUACCAUCUUCAGCAUUGGCCAUCCAAACACAUAAACUUUUUUUCUUUUUUUUUUAAACUCAUGGCUGCCGUGUCAGAAUUCUCGAGCAUGGUGUCAAGACAUGUCUCGCAGAGAUUCCAAUCACCGAUCGCACCUCUCACGGAGGCUAACUUGUACAGACAUACCAUCACACAGAUUCCACAGUCGAGGGACGCAAAGUUAAAGCAUAUCGUCGCCUAUGUUGAGAUGCAACGAGGACUCAUUGCCGGGGAAGAAGAAGUGUACCGCAGCGUAGCCGAGAAAGGUUGGCGUAGCUCGAUCAGUGACAACAACAACAAUAGAUCUGACCUCGCCCUUGAGUUACACAGCUCUCAAGUUUCCUCUCCACAUGUCCGUCAACACCCAUAUCGACAAUUCGAACCUGCCACACAACCACAUUAUCAACAACAACAACAACAAGAACGACAAGUAACACAAUCAAAACAAGACAGCUUUGAAGAAUACCAAACUCGCUCCCCAAAUUACCGUCCUCAACAAAGAACCCCUCCAAAGUCAUCUGUACUAUACCAGCAUCAUCUUCCUUCAUCACGGCGUCAAUCUAAUUGUAUCCCUGAUGGCCUUGAUCCCAGCAUGGCCUUACCAAGGGCACUCCCUCGAAGUAUGACCCAUCAUGAUCAAACGCUCUAUCGCGACUCCAUUUUUUCAGGUAUGGGUCAUGAAAAUGAUUGGCAACAAUUGGAGGAGCUAGAUCCAGACAGUUUAGCAGGUAUCCACCUCUAUGGAGAUACCACUGAUCUUCAGCACCUCCGGCGGAAUCCUUCCUCCCCAAUAUCUCCAUCUUUACCUGUCAACAAAUAUCCUACCUAUGAAUAUAUGCCCGUCAUCCAGAACACUGAGUGGCAUCAAGAACGCCAUCUUUCAAAAGUACAACAACAAAGAACCUUUCGACAACUGCAGUAUCCUGAUAAUGACAGUGACGAUGCUGAGGAAGAUGAAUUUAAAGCCGAACUCAUAGCGCGACAUCGUUAUCAGCAAUUGACGCCUGCUCAACAGUAUCAGCAACAAUAUCAGCUUUUACAACAACAACGACAACUAGUAUCACCACCCCCUACAUUUGUUGAGAAAGAAAAGAAAUCCACUCGAUUCUCUUCCAGAUUUUCGUUCCUGACUCGUCGUCAAGGCCAUCAGAGACACGAUAGUAUGCCUGUUGUAGGCAAACAAGCCAAAUCAUCAGAACCUAAUCGACCGGGCCAUACUAGGUUCAACUCCUUGAAUGUUCGUUCUGGAAACCGAGGAACACCUAUCUUUGAUAUUCUGGAGGAACAAGAGGCACUACGUGGGCGUGAAUAUGCACGUACUGACACGCCUGCGAGUAAACCUAGGAGCAGCAUCAAAGGUAAUAGUCGCAUGAAACAGAUUCUGAAAGGCGUGUUCGGUAUCUCCAAGAAGAAGGAUAUGCCCUCGCCCGAGUCGCCUUUCCGCGAUAUCUCUUUACCAUCAACGCACAUCCGCUCUGCCCUCACACCAUCUCCCAUGCAAUAUAAUCAGCAUUUUCAGCAACAACAAAUGUAUGCUGACCCAAUUAUCCAUAAUCAAUACCAUUAUUCCGCUGCGGUGAUUCAGCGGAAAGGAUUGGUCACACCUGUCUCUAGAUCAGGUACUGCACAAUCUAACGAUAACAAGGACAACGACAACAGCAAUAGCAAUAGUAACAACAAUAAAAACAGUGGUGGACGAAACCCACGUGAAAGCCUUGUAGACCCCAUUCAGCCACAACAGUUGGGAUUCCGCAAGAUGACACUUCAAGAUGAUAAGGAUGAUGACGAUUAUUUUGGCCAAGACCCAAUGUUUUCGCCCUUCGGACAAACGUCAUUAACGCCACCUCCUGCCUCAUCUGUUCUCCGGCACUCCACAUCUACAAACCGGAUAUUCAACAACAGCUAUAACAACAACACCAUCAAUUAUCAUGGCAGUAACGCCAAUUCUAAAAUUGCCUCUGCGUUUGUUGCCCCAGUUCCUGCUGCUGCCGUCAUCGAUGAUGAUGAUGAUGAUGAUGAUAUUGAUGGAGACUUUGAACCGCUUUUAGUGUCUUCAUCAGUAACAGUAACUGAACAGCCAUUGGGCAAUGACGUAGUCGGUAGCCGCCACAGGGCUAGACGAUCUUCUCAGUUAAUGCCUAUCCCGAAGGAUUUAGUAGAUAGCGGUUGCGACUCCAUGGGUGGUAACGAGCCCUAUGCAACAGCAUCCAAUGCAACGACGCUAAAUCAUAAUAGUAACAUUAAUAACAACAACAACCAGAGCCAAUUCUAUGGCAGCCAUCAGCAAAGCUUGAGCCAAAGUCUGCUCCAGCUCUCGUCCCAGUCGCCGUCUCAAUGGCAGUCGCAGAUGUUGCAACAGCAACAGCAGCAGCAGUCACUGGGUUCGCCAGCCGGAUACGAUUGUGCUCUGUCCGUAUCGACCUAUGACAAUGGCCCGACUAUCGUGUCCAUUGCUGAAGUCCAGAAAGUGGAUCUUGAGGGUCUUCGACAAAGCCAUCAUCAUCAUUUACCUCCUUCCCAUUCGCAUCAUCUGAGCAUGGUUACCAUGGAAGCCCCAUUGGUUUAAAAAAAAAAAUAGAUAAUCAAUUUUGUUUAUUUUUUGUGUCUAUAAUAAUAAAAGAACUAUCACAACAAUUAGC